AUGACCCUACGUCAAUUAGCAUUGGAUAUCGUGGAGCACAGUAAAUUUUGCGAAUGUGGCCUUGAAGGAGGAUUCAACCGGAUCAUUGAAGAUCAAUCUCUAACUGCUGGUCAGGUAUUGGCUUGA
Molecule: messenger RNA, 126 nt
Organism: Sclerotinia sclerotiorum 1980 UF-70
Lineage: Eukaryota; Fungi; Ascomycota; Leotiomycetes; Helotiales; Sclerotiniaceae
Exons: 1
Coding region: 1-126 (41 amino acids)
Source: RefSeq, a predicted model, not a curated record